AUGUCUGCUCCCGGCCCCGAAUCUGUGCCAACUUCGGCCGAUCCCCGCUCCCACCGUCCAACAAAGAAGCGUGCUCUCACGCCCGUCUCAGCGCAAGCCGCCUCCGUAGAAGCCCUGUUCUUGAAGCCCGACCAGAACAUCCGCAUACCCGACCCCUCCGCCCCUGGUGGCAGUUCCGCCCUCAUGCGCUCCGCUCCCCCGGAAAUCGUUACUAACGUCCAGGGCUCCAGCGCUGGUGCCGGCUCGGGCGAGUUCCACGUCUACAAGGCUAGUCGCCGGCGCGAGUACGAGCGUCUGCGCAGCAUGGACGAGGAUCUCCGUCGCGAGAAGGACAUUGAGGAGUUUGGCAAGGACAAGAGUGAGCGCGAUCGCAAGGACGAGGAACGCACGCGUAAGAACCGCGAGAAGAGGGAGAAGAUGAAGGCUCGCAAGGCCAAAAAGGGCAAGGGCCCCGCUGGUGCGACUGACAAGAAACCCAACACUGCACUGUCAAGAGGCGACUCCCCAUCCGCGGACAAUGAUGCUAAGACAAACACUGCUGAUGUUGCUUCUAAGACCCAGGCUGGCAAGGAUACUUCGGAAUCAGCACCAUCUGCACAGCCCGCAGGCCUGGUCAUUCACGACGACGACGAUUAA
Messenger RNA from Fusarium pseudograminearum CS3096, 636 nucleotides. RefSeq lists its product as uncharacterized. The record is from RefSeq and is a predicted model, not a curated record. The transcript has a single exon. Gene Ontology annotation, cellular component: nucleolus. Gene Ontology annotation, molecular function: protein kinase binding; protein kinase inhibitor activity; double-stranded RNA binding. Bases 1 to 636 code for a protein of 211 amino acids. NCBI's taxonomy places the organism in Eukaryota, Fungi, Ascomycota, Sordariomycetes, Hypocreales, Nectriaceae. Gene Ontology annotation, biological process: negative regulation of protein kinase activity.